UGUUCCAUAUUAUUUGUCAUUUGGUAAUGAUGAUUGUAUAAUCUCUCAUAUCCUUAAAUAUCUAUUUCUGAUCAUCAUCGCUGUGCUAUUAUUGACCUGUGUGUGUGUCCGAGUGUGUGUAUGUUCGUGUGGUUGUAUUUGCGUAUACCGUGUAGAAGUGUGUUUAGAUCUUUUUUUCUUAUGGUAGAUUGCUUGAACUAAGAUCUACUUACCAAAAUAAGAUACCCUGUUGUAAAUUAUUUGUUUUAUCAUGACUUUCUUUUUUUUGUGUAGGAAUGGAUGGAAUUUCUUAGAAAGAGCAUAAAACUGGAAGAAUGGCCACAAGUCUUGGAGCAGACCACGAUGUUCCUGGUAAUCCUGGGUAGAUGGAUGCUACCGAAGGGAAAUCUCACCCGGGAACAACUCUCCCAGCUCCUCCUUGUCUACCUUGGUAUGGCAGCGGACAUUCUAGAGUUCUCCAGCGAAAGUCUGGCCCAGCCUGUGGUCGCUUGUGAUCUGGUCAAGAUUGGCAUCGUCACCGGUAUCUGGGGCAUGAGCCUCUGUCAGUUCACGCUUGUACUGACAUCUGUGGCAGGUCCAAAGAUCCGCAAUUUCAAAAAUAAGAAGAGAAAGAGAGGCCAGGAUGUUGCGGAAGGUAAGACAGAGGACCCCUUGGUUGAUUUCGUUGAGCAAGAUAUCAACGAGAAGCGGCCCUCUAUCUGUGGGUCGGAGAUUUGGUCUCUCCUCCUAGUCCUUUUCAUGCAAGAUUGCCCCUUUCUGGCAAUGCGAUUGUAUUUAAUUAUACAAAUCAAGGUCGUUGAUCGCGCUAUGCUUUUCUUUGCGGGAAAGAACUUACUGGUGUUUAUGCUGGUCACAUACCGCAUCAUUGUGUUAUGCGGGGAACACAAUGGAAAGACCAAGGUUAGGCCCGUACCACUUGUAGGCUUUCCGCAGCAGCCUCAGGUUGACGCGAUGAUCGUCAGGAAACAAAGGUCAAGCUGGUCGCUUGAUCCUUUGCUUUCUAGAGUAACCGACUUCACAAAUCGCCUGAGGAAUCACGUCCAAGUCUUGGACCAAGAGAUAGGGAGAAGACGUGGCGUGCAUGUCCCCUCCGGAUCCGACCAACCAACUACCAAGCCGAUGACGCCAUUCCUUGUCGCCAUGGACGGCCACUCUGUAGAGGUCACUGAAAUUGAUAACAUAGAUUCAAUCACUCUGGACACUACUGGAACGGAAAUCAUCGACACGGCACGAUCCCUACCUUCAACCGUUGACGACGGGACGACUAAGGCUGGUGAAACCGACCCCGACGGCGUCGACGACACAAGCUCCCCCAUCUUGAACCUUCACCAUGAUGAUCAACCUGUUCCAUCCAUGGUCGAGGUCGGAAAUGACUUCGAAGAGAUAAUAAGUCUCAGUGAUGACAGCGUAAACGAGAAUUUGCAGGCCGUGGGGAAUGAAUUGACUUUAGGACUUGGUAAUGAUGAUCAGAUGAAACCUGCCGAUUUGAACGAUGAAAGCACCGAACUGCCAUUAGACAGUAGCCUUAACGGUGAAUUUAAAAACACCUAA
Molecule: messenger RNA, 1551 nt
Organism: Strongylocentrotus purpuratus (purple sea urchin)
Lineage: Eukaryota; Metazoa; Echinodermata; Echinoidea; Camarodonta; Strongylocentrotidae
Exons: 1
Coding region: 280-1551 (423 amino acids)
Source: RefSeq, a predicted model, not a curated record